CUUUCCAUCGAUCCAUCCGACCGCUCGAUGUGAAACAAUGCGAUUCGCUCGUCUCUGAACGUGCCGCUCUCGUUUUCCUUUUUCAGAUACAUGAACGUCGUGAUGAGGGACUGCGUCUUCACGGACCCGCGCGGGGACUCCUUCAGGUACGACAUGUUCUUCGUGCACGCGAGGAACAUCCGCAGUGUCCACGUCCCGCCGAACUGGCCUUCUCUCAUCUCACACACACACGUCGACGAAUAGACAUGGCCCUGUCCCUCCGUGACCGACUGACAGCCGCUUCCACGUGCGCGGCUCCAGGUGUCGCUGGCGCGGCGCGCACCGGAGCGCCGCGGAGGCCGGAGCGGCGACGGCAACGACGACGAACGACGGCGGCUGCGACGGCUGCGGCUACGGCGGCGGCGGCGCGUUUGUUUUUACCCAGCGUGCAUUGUGGGACGGUGACUGGUGCUAAGAUGGCCGACAACAGGGAGGAGAUUUCGGAGCUCGUCGAGAAACGAGGUAAGUUUCAGGUUGCGAAUAAUACUUUCGAGGCACGGUGUGCACCAACGUCGUUCUUUGCGUCAAGAAGUGAGUCACCGAUUGCCCUGUAAAAUUACGCUUGCAGCAGCACUUAAGGACUUGUAAUUUCGUUUCUAAUUUCGCGGAGAUAUUUGCGCGAAAAUGACUGACCAAAA
Monomorium pharaonis (pharaoh ant) is the source of this 677-nucleotide messenger RNA. RefSeq lists its product as uncharacterized. The transcript is spliced from 4 exons. The record is from RefSeq and is a predicted model, not a curated record. Lineage: Eukaryota; Metazoa; Arthropoda; Insecta; Hymenoptera; Formicidae. The coding region runs from base 246 to 593 and encodes 115 amino acids.